CGGUCCCUCCUCGCUCCGCGCCCGACUCCAGGAGGCAGGAGGAGGCGGUGGCCGAGGGAGGAGGCGCGGCGGCGGCGGCGGCGCUGUAGCGAGGAAUGCGCUGAAGAUGGCGGCUGGCCGGAGAGCGCCCAAGAGCGGGCUGCUGGAGCUGCGGGCGCCGGGCGAGCAGUGGCUGCGGGUGCUGGUCACGCUCACCGAGGACUUCCUGAGCGUCAGCCCCGGUAAGGGCGCCGACGAGCCGCUGCAGCCCCCGCCCAGCCCCGCGCAGCUGAAUGGCGGCGAGCCCUGCGCCCCGGUGCCGGACUCGCUGGCCAACGUCAAGCGCACGGUGCGGAUCGUCAAGCAGGACGUGGGCGGGCUCGGCAUCAGCAUCAAAGGUGGUCGAGAAAAUAAAAUGCCCAUCUUGAUUUCCAAGAUUUUUAAAGGGCUGGCUGCGGAUCAAACUGAGGCACUGUUUGUAGGAGACGCCAUCCUUUCUGUCAAUGGUGGUGACCUCUCUGAUGCUACACAUGAUGAGGCUGUUCAGGCCCUCAAGAAGACUGGCAAGGAAGUGGUCUUGGAAGUCAAAUAUAUGAAGGAGAUCUCACCCUAUUUUAAAAAUUCCUCGACUGGCGCGACUGUAACUUGGGAAUCUUCUCCUGCCCUUCAGAAGCAAGCCUCGCCUGCCCUUUCCCUAAGAGAACUCAAGGAAGGGAAGAACAUCCCCCUCAAAAUGUGUUAUGUAUCAAGAAAAUGCCUCCCCAAUGAUCCAGAAAACAGGUACCUGGAAGUGUGCUCAGCAGAUGGGCGAAUUCCCUUGUUUCUUCGGGCAAAGGAUGAAGUAUCUGCCCAGACAUGGUUCAAUGCCAUCCACAGCAACAUCAGUGCCCUGUUGCCCAGAGUCAAAGAGGAAUUGAGGGCCUUGCAAUCUGGAGUUGGCAUGGCUGGAAGCAGAGACAUCAAGCACAUUGGCUGGCUCACAGAGCAGCUUCCUGGGGACGGGACAAAGAACAUCCUUGCAGUCCUCACGGAGAAGGAGCUUCUCUUCUACAGUAGCUUCCCACAAAGUCGGGAUGCCUUGAAUAAGCCCUUACACAGCUUCCCACUCAUAGCUACCAGGCUGGUGCACUCUGGCCCAUCCAAGGGCUCUCUUCUCUAUGACACUGAGCUCUCAUUUGCAUUACGGACCGGAACAAAAAAAGGUGUGGAGACGCACGUGUUCAGUGUGGAGACGCACCGGGACCUGGCUACAUGGACAAGGAUCCUCGUGGACGGGUGCCACAAUGCAGCAGAGUGUAUCCAGGAAGUGUCAACAGCAUGCACAUGGAAUGGGAGAGACUGCACCUUGUCCAUCCACAUUGACAAGGGCUUUACCAUCUCUACCCUGGAGCCUGGCCUCACCAAAGUCAUCCUUCUGCAGCAGCCUUUCGAGAGGCUGCAGAUGUCCUCCGAUGAUGGGGCCAAGAUGCUUUAUUUGGACUUCGGCAGCUCAGAAGGAGAGAUCCAACUAGAUCUUCAUUCCUGCCCCAAAACUAUUGUCUUCAUCAUCCACUCAUUCCUCUCUGCCAAAGUGACCCGGCUUGGGUUGCUGGCAUAAGGACAAGGGGGACGACGUCUAGAGAGAGAGCCAAGAUGUCAUUAAAUCUAUGCACUAUGGCUAUUAGUUACAUGGCCAAAGCAAAUUUUUAAAAUGUCACUACAGACUGGAGCAAGGACAGCUGGUGUAAUGCAUUGACAGUCAAAGGAUUUCCAGGACAGCUAAUGGAAAUACACGGAUGAGGAACUUUCUCAGUAUGCCAAACCCAAGACUGGAAAGCCCAGGCAAUAAGAUUUCCUUAUGAAAAUGCCCAUCACAAGUUUGGAAAAUCUGAGACAAUGAAGGAUGUCAUAUCAGUCUCAUUCUGCCGUCACAUUAGUGCCUUGAAGAUGAUAUUUUAUAUAUGGGAAAAAAUCUGUUUGUAUCAAGGUUUUAUAUUUAUAUUGCUCAGUUUAUGAACCUUAAAGAAAUGCUGACUUGGUGGGUUUUGUUCCUUACUUUAACACCAUUUUAGUUGCAAAAAUGUGGUAGACUAAGACAGAUGUCUUCAUUCUCUGUAAAGCAUAAAGUCUGGAAAUACUGUAAGCCGUUUCUCUGACUUGUGACAGACAUAAACUAAAAAAGUGGUUGUGGAUUUACCAAUUUAUCCAAACUUUGUAGAUAGUCACAGAAGCCAUAAUUUUAAAAGACAUUUGAUUGAUGAGAUUAUUAUUUUUUUGCUAACUCUUGGCCCUUCAGUUUUAUUUCUCAUAUAUAUGCUAUAAAAGGAGGUGCUCUUGAGAAGGGGAAACAACUAGUUUUAUGAACUAAAAAUCCUUGCAUGAAAUUCUUUUAUUUCAUUUUCCUUUUUUGUGAAAUAAAUACAAAUUACUA
Molecule: messenger RNA, 2389 nt
Organism: Eublepharis macularius
Lineage: Eukaryota; Metazoa; Chordata; Lepidosauria; Squamata; Eublepharidae
Gene: SNTA1
Product: syntrophin alpha 1
Exons: 8
Coding region: 107-1576 (489 amino acids)
Cellular component (GO): neuromuscular junction; sarcolemma; intracellular anatomical structure
Molecular function (GO): protein binding; structural molecule activity
Source: RefSeq, a predicted model, not a curated record